Amphiprion ocellaris (clown anemonefish) is the source of this 2485-nucleotide messenger RNA. It is a transcript of the gene hoxb1b, whose product is annotated as homeobox B1b. The transcript has 2 exons. The record is from RefSeq and is a predicted model, not a curated record. Gene Ontology annotation, molecular function: RNA polymerase II cis-regulatory region sequence-specific DNA binding; DNA-binding transcription factor activity, RNA polymerase II-specific. Gene Ontology annotation, biological process: regulation of transcription by RNA polymerase II. NCBI's taxonomy places the organism in Eukaryota, Metazoa, Chordata, Actinopteri, Pomacentridae. Gene Ontology annotation, cellular component: nucleus. The coding region runs from base 1291 to 2148 and encodes 285 amino acids.
AUUUUACAUUAUAGCCUCAGUGUUGCUAUACCUCUUAAGCAGAAAAAAAGAAGCUGGAAAAAAGCCUAUAAGGUCCUUAAACGUGUCUUUGUUCUUUUAUGGGCAGAAUGGGCCAAACAAGCUGUCAGUCUUUAAAAAGAGGCAUGAUGGAUCACUGCCUGUUUCUGUCUGAUUCAGAGUCUGUCUGCAGGAUUCUGUGAAGAAAUCCAACAAAUAUUUAAACCAAGACACCUUUAGACCAAAUUUAUAUUUAGGCUGAGUUUGUUUUUAGUGUCCACAUUCCCUUUAUGCUAAAUUAAUGCAAGAAAAACAAAUAAUAUUGCAGCUAAAACAGCAUACAGGCCAUACACUUAAAAAAAAACAACGAUUGGGCUCAACAAUGAAAAAAUUAAGACUAAUUUCUAUGUAAAUUAUGUUCUACCAACAAACUACACCGAAUUAAGGGAAUUAGCUUUGCGCAUUUUCUAUUUAUCUAUUCUAAAUGACUGAAUUUGUAAGGGAUAAAGGAUGGGACUUGAAAUUCUAAGCACAAGGUGAAGAAAAAAUUAAGUUUUGAAGCCAAUUUCAUUAACUUGAAUAUCAACAAAUGCAGAGAUUUGAGUUUAAGUUACACAAAACAUUAAGUUGAUGCAACUACUAUUAUAAUUAUCACGUCUAAUGAACUCAUCAAAACAGUGUUUGCAACUUUAAAGGUUUAUCUAAAUCAGCAAAUUACAUUAUUUAAUCUUGCAACAAUUAAGUAGUGGGAAUAGGUCUGUUAUACUUUUUAGAGAUUUAUACAUUUAAAUAGUUACUACAGCAGCUUUAAGGUUUGGAAUAAAUAAUUUAGACGUCUGCAGCGAUGUAAACCAUAUCAACAUCAGGAAUGAUUUGUUUCGUAGGUUAAUGAUAUUAAAACUAUUUAAAUCCACAUUAUUACUAUCAUCGUUGCUGUUACGUGUCAUGAUUUUUUUUUAUUUGUCAUUAAUUUGUCAUUUUCAGCUGCCCUCACACUGCAGCCUGAAACUGUGUCCUGAUGUUUGUGUUCUUAUCAGAUGGAUGAGCGCGUUUGAUUGAAGCGUUUGUCAUGUAAAUGCGAGCCGUUUGAUGGACGAGCCCGCAGACUUGACAGAGUGCUGGAGGUCCUUCGCCAUUGGCGUUUAGCGGGUCACAUGGUGUGUCAGGAAGGUGAUAUGAGGGUGGAAGGCAGUUUUACAGCUUUGACAUACUACCUAGAAGGUUUAGGGCAAAGGGAGCACCGAUUAAUGACCGCUCAGUUUAGAUCACUUCCGAACAAACACCAGGCCCAGGAUGAACUCCUACCUAGACUACCCCGUGUGCAACCGAGGGGCGAAUAUCUUCAGUGCCAAGGCCGGAUACCACAACCUCAAUCAUGGAUACAUGUCGUCCAACCCGUGCGCAACAAGUGAUAGUUACGCAGCGGACGGUCGCUUAGUGGCCGCGACCUCUGCGCCCCACCAGACCCAGAGCCUCCCUCUGCACCACCAGACCCACGUCAACUUGGACCUGCAGUUCGGAGCGCCUGGGAGCUCCGUGUACGGCUCACCUCUGGAGUACGGACAUCACCAGUACGGCCUCGCCCCCGAGCAGGACCGGAGCUUGAUUCAGGUUUCGCCCCUCGGGACAAACAUGGCUCCUUACACCGGGGACAGCUGCGGGCCUGGGGUCGCGCCCAGCAGCCAGUAUCUGCACUUUGGGGAUCAGAGGCAGCAAGAAUAUUCAGAAAGCGUUUACACGAGGUUACCGCCCCAGUGCAAGGAGAAGGAUUUGGAGCAUGUGGAGGAAAGUUCCAAAACUUUCGACUGGAUGAAGGUGAAGAGGAAUCCUCCUAAAACAGCUGUCCUGUCGGAGUUCGGGGUUCCGGGUCAGCACAACGUGAUCCGCACCAACUUCACCACGAAGCAGCUGACCGAGCUGGAGAAAGAGUUCCACUUCAACAAGUACCUGACGCGGGCACGGCGGGUGGAGGUGGCGGCCAGUCUGGAGCUCAACGAGACGCAGGUGAAGAUCUGGUUCCAGAACCGCAGGAUGAAGCAGAAGAAGCGGGAGAAGCUGGGCUGCGUUCUGGUCAGCACUCCAGCACCCGUGGAGAAACUCUGUGGCUCUGACAGCUCUCCAAAGGCCAGGGACAAAAUCUGUGAACCUUAAAAAAAAAAAGGAAAAAAGAAAGAAAAGGACAGUGGAGGCCUGAGCAGAAGUUUCCAUAUCUGUUCCCUGCAGUUGCACCAUUCCAGUAAAAAAAAACUGAAAUUUUCUUGAGGACUUGUGAAGUAAACAGGGUAGUCAUUGAUCUCUGAAGUGGAUGCUGGAAAAAAACUUUAAAAAAUGUCUUUUCUUGUAUUUGUAAUCCUCCUAUCAUAAGCCCAUGCUGUGUUUUGAGUUGGAGCACUGAUGAACUCAGUGUCAUUGUUUGCACUAUUUAUUUACAGGGUAUUUUCCAACAACUGUUGAGCUGAUUUAGCUUAAUAAAGUCUAUAAAAAUCAA